Osmia bicornis bicornis is the source of this 1237-nucleotide messenger RNA. RefSeq lists its product as uncharacterized. The annotation marks the transcript as partial. The transcript is spliced from 2 exons. Gene Ontology annotation, biological process: DNA integration. The record is from RefSeq and is a predicted model, not a curated record. Gene Ontology annotation, molecular function: nucleic acid binding. NCBI's taxonomy places the organism in Eukaryota, Metazoa, Arthropoda, Insecta, Hymenoptera, Megachilidae.
UUCAGUCCGCCUGGAGGAGUCGUGGCUUCAGUUUCGUCAAGAUCUGGAAGAGAUGACUGCGGGAUCAUUCGUGUGGGUGGAAGAUUGGAUCAUGCAUCGCUCACCUACGAUCAACGGCAUCCAAUCCUCGUUCACCGUCGGUCUAAUUUGGCUGAGCUAAUUGUUCGGGCAGCACACGCUCAGACUCUUCAUGGUGGCCUCACGUCGACACAAAGCUUCGUCCGUCAAACGUACUGGAUUCCGCAGGACCGCACUCUCCUCAAACGCAUCCUAAGAAAUUGCGUACGCUGUGUAAGAUUCCAAGGUAACACGGGUACGCAGCAAAUGGGCUCCUUACCUGCUUCACGAGUCCAGCCUGCCAGGGCCUUCCUUCGCAGUGGGGUCGACUAUGCUGGCCCAAUCACCCUCUGCAUGUCAAAGGGUCGCGGCCAGAAGACGGUCAAGGGCUACAUCGCCGUGUUCGUCUGCCUCUGCACCAAAGCUGUCCACCUGGAGCCAGUGUCCGACCUGUCUGCGUCCGCGUUUAUCGCGGCCUUCCGACGGUUCGUCGCGAGGCGAGGACGCUGUGCUCACCUCUUAAGCGACAACGCGACGAAUUUUCGGGGUGCAGAUGCGCAGUUGAAAUCUAUGUUCAAACGAGCUUCUGAAUUUUACAGGGAGGUUGCUGAGCUAAUCGCCAACGAAGGAACGAAUUGGGAAUUUAUUCCACCCUACUCACCUCACUUUGGCGGCCUGUGGGAGGCGGCGGUGAAAUCCGCGAAGAGGCAUCUUCUUCGGUCAGUAGAGGGUCACAGGCUGACCUUCGAAGAACUGACAACAUUAUUGUGCCAGGUGGAAGCGUGUUUAAAUUCACGACCGUUAUCACCACUCACGGACGACCCCAAAGACUUCUCCGCACUAACACCGAAUCACCUCAUUACGGGUCACUCACUGUCGGCGAUUCCGGAAUCACCGGAAAAUUUAAAUUUCGACGGAGGACACAAAAGGUGGGCCCUCGUACAAAAAUUAAUUGAACAUUUUUGGCGUAGGUGGAGUAAAGAAUAUCUGGGCCAACUGCAACACCUUCCGAAGUGGCGGAAGGCGCUUCCUAACCUCCAACUCGGAACCCUCGUCUUGCUAAAGGAGGACUCGACACCACCAACUAAAUGGCCGAUGGCGCGCGUCGUGAAGGUCCACGAGGGAAAAGAUGGCCUAACACGUGUGGCGACCGUCCAGACUGCUACCAGACUGACCACAC